GUGCGUUUGGGGGUCUUGUGGAGCACAAGGACCCACACGUCCACACGUCCACCAGUUACUUGACAUUUAAUCCGACCAUCCAGCCGUGUUUGUCGCUCCCGAGACAGAAAGAUGCUGUCGAGCCGUGUCCGCUGCGCGCUGGCGCUCCUGUCCCUGGCGCUGGCCGUGAGCUGCGUGUCCGCGGCGCCGUCCGACCUCAAACUGCGCCAGCUGCUCCAGAGGUCGCUCCUGGCACCGGCCAGCAAACAGGACCUGACCAGGUACACCCUGGCCGAGCUGCUGUCCGAACUGGCACAGGUGGAGAACGAGGCGCUCGAGCCCGACGAGCUGUCGCGCGCUGCCGACCAGGAGGAGGUCCGUCUCGAGCUGGAGAGAGCCGCCGGUCCCGUGCUGGCUCCGCGCGAGCGCAAGGCGGGCUGCAAGAACUUCUUCUGGAAAACCUUCACGUCGUGUUAACUUAUUUCUCAAAACAAAAUACAAAACAACAACAAAAAAAAAUUCCCACACCAUUCGCAGUAAACACUUGUAAUUUCUAUGUAUUGUUUGGUUUUCAAACAUUUUCGACCAACCUCGAACGAGCGCGUCACAUAAAGAUGUGUAUAUAAAAUACGAAGUAAAUAAUAAAUGUUUCAUUUGAAGAUUGUAUUGAUAAUCGUUUGAUUUAACUAUUUGUUUUUUCAAGGAUUCUUCGUUGCAAAUAGUAUUUUUAAAAUAUGCGAUUCUGUUUUUGAGUCGUAUUUAUGUUUCCAGACAGAUGCCCUAUUUUAAAUUGUUUCUUCAAUAAAACUUGUUUCAGACUCCA
Molecule: messenger RNA, 802 nt
Organism: Scleropages formosus (Asian bonytongue)
Lineage: Eukaryota; Metazoa; Chordata; Actinopteri; Osteoglossiformes; Osteoglossidae
Gene: sst1.1
Product: somatostatin 1, tandem duplicate 1
Exons: 2
Coding region: 112-456 (114 amino acids)
Biological process (GO): regulation of cell migration
Cellular component (GO): extracellular region
Molecular function (GO): hormone activity
Source: RefSeq, a predicted model, not a curated record